Tuber aestivum (summer truffle) is the source of this 2536-nucleotide messenger RNA. NCBI's taxonomy places the organism in Eukaryota, Fungi, Ascomycota, Pezizomycetes, Pezizales, Tuberaceae. The record is from the annotation of a GenBank genome assembly.
AUGUCUGGUCUAGACGUAGAAGCCCUUCUCGAAGCCUCCGAAGGGACUAAGCCAAGACAGCAACCUGAUCAUCACGAUAGUGCUGCUUCUACUCCGAAGCUCGACCGCAACGGCGGCGGGAGCGUUAAAUCUUCUUCUUCUAGAAGGGACCGAGACCGCGAUAGAGACGACAGGAGCCCGCGUAGUGAACGCCAUCGUGAGCGCAGGAGAAGCAGAAGCAGGGACAGCGAUAGGUAUAUUUCCAAGACCCUUCAAACCCUUUCAUCUCAACUGGGCCUAGAGAUUACUGACAUUAUCUCAAGACGCCGUUCGGGUCGUAGAGACUCCUACUAUGAUGGUGAUGAAUACUAUGAGUCUUCGUCUCGAUACAACAGGCACCGCUCCUGUGAAAGGGAUGAUGACAGGUAUUACUCUGGACGCGGUCGAGAUCGCAGAUAUAGGGAUUACUACGACGAGCGUGACAGAGAUGAUUAUUACAGAGGAGAUAGGCGUGACCGUGAUCGAAGAUCAAGGAGUCCUAGGAGGCGAGGUGGCCGUGGGAGGACUAGGUAAGUUUUGUUGAGCUGUGGGAAAGGUUUUAUGCUAAUGUUAAUAGGUCUCGCUCUCCUCAGUUGACUGAAGAUGAACGUGAUCGUCGUACUGUCUUUGUCCAGCAGCUGGCUGCAAGGCUCAGAACCAAGGAACUGAUCACAUUCUUUGAGAAGGUUGGCCCGGUUAAAGAAGCUCAAAUCGUUAAAGACCGUGUUAGUGGUAGAUCUAAAGGGUGGGUUUCUUCAUGUUUCUUGAGUGGAAUCAGGAACUCGGCUAAUACUUAAGAAUAGUGUGGGAUAUGUCGAGUUCAAAGAUGAGGCCUCGGUGCCCAGAGCAAUUCAGUUGACAGGACAGAAGCUCCUCGGAAUUCCAAUCAUCGCACAGCUUACAGAGGCAGAGAAGAACCGUCAAGCCCGCGUUAGCGCUGCUGAGGCAACGACUACGAAUCAAAUCCCUUUUCAUAGGCUUUAUGUCGGGAAUAUUCACUUUAGUAUCACCGAAAGCGAUUUGCAAAACGUAUUCGAGCCAUUUGGGGAACUCGAGUUUGUUCAGCUGCAGAAGGAGGAGGGAGGCAGGAGCAGAGGCUAUGGUUUUGUCCAGUGAGCUGCGUGGCUACGACUUUCCCCAACGAUAUGCUAACAACUCUUUUUCAGGUAUCGUGAUCCCAACCAAGCUCGCGAAGCUUUGGAGAAGAUGAACGGUUUUGAUCUUGCUGGCCGCCCUAUUCGUGUCGGUCUUGGCAAUGACAAAUUUACUCCCGAAUCUACUGCUCAGAUGCUCCAGCGAUUUUCUGGUUACCAAGGGUUUCAGGGUUCAGCAUUUGAUUCCCGUGGCCGUGGGGGCAAUGACCGGGUUGGCCGUGCUGACGAUAAAGCUAGUGGAGCUGGCGCUAGUGCCCUUGAUGAUACCGAUGUCGCUGGGGUAAACUUCAAUAAUUAUAGUAGGGACUUGCUCAUGAGGAAAUUGGCGAGACAGGAUGAACCAGCACCUACCGACAAGAAAACGAAAUCGCCGGCCGCUUCGAAUGGCAAAGAUCUACCUAUAAGGCAAAAGUUACCAGAGAAGAUUGCCAAAACUCUCCCUCUUGAUGUACCUAUGGCGAGUAGAUGUGUUGUAUUAAAAAACAUGUUUGAUCCUGCAGAGUAAGUCUGGCCCUUGGAACACCAUCUGAUAAAGCCGUUUAGCAGCUAACACUGGCUGCCUGCUUAUAGAGAAACUGGCGAUGCCUGGGUUAGAGAUCUGGAAGAUGAUGUUAAAACAGAAUGCGAGAACAAGUAUGGACAUGUCGUUCACAUUGCCUUGGACCCCAACAGUCAAGGAGAAAUUUACAUCAAGUUCGAAAAAGUACAGGGAGGCGAAAAAGCGAUCCAGGGCCUGAACGGCAGGUUCUUCGGUGGCAGGAGGAUCUCAGCAAGUCCUGUUGUCGAUGCUGUAUACGCCAGCUUGUUUGGAAGAUCCAACAGCAAAACUAUUUAAUUGGUGUGCCUAGGUUUGGAAGGUGGACUGACGGUACGUUGUGUGCUGAAUUUCUCUUCUCUUGAAGUGGUAAAUCAUCCGUCCUCUGCAGACCAGGGAUCAGAUUAGCAUUUCCCAUUAUUCCCUCAUUUCAUUUUUUUUAUGGGUUUUAAGGCCUCUGUUUUUUUUUUGUAGCACGGUUUUCCCUUAUAUACUUGCCUGUUAACUCUUUUCACUUGCUUUGCGGAUAUAAGUUCGUUGCUGUCUAUAAGGUCUUGGAAAUUAAUAAUGAAAAUAUCGUAAACCCGGUAGUUUUCUGCCCUGUUACGCGCUCGCGGUGUUCUUUGGGUGGUGGAGGGUUAAAAUCUGGACUUUUGGGAGAUUUCCGAUAUCAUAUAUUGAGGUGAGAGGCUUUCGGUGGUGAUAAUUUAAAACGUAGAGUCUACUAGUAGGUUUUUAGGGAUGAUCACUCGAGUGCGUAGCAUGCCUCGACGCAAAUUGGAUACUCGUAGGCUAAUGGCGAUAGUGACAACAGGGUCGGCCCACUAAU